This is a messenger RNA of Zalophus californianus (California sea lion), 2193 nucleotides long. RefSeq names its product mucin-2-like. The coding region runs from base 85 to 1722 and encodes 545 amino acids. Gene Ontology annotation, molecular function: growth factor binding. Gene Ontology annotation, biological process: cell-cell signaling. The transcript has 2 exons. NCBI's taxonomy places the organism in Eukaryota, Metazoa, Chordata, Mammalia, Carnivora, Otariidae. The record is from RefSeq and is a predicted model, not a curated record.
CAGCUGUAAGCCCACAAACUCACUCACAUCUGGGAUUACACCAGAUCUGCAUACUCCGAAUAAGGUCCCCACCAAGCUGAAGCCAUGAGGAUCCAUAGCCUCACCCUGCUUUCCUUCCUCUUCCUGGCUGCUCAGGUGCUCUUGGGGGAGGGCCAAAAGGAAUUUGGGAAAUGGCAAAGCAGCACUGCAACCAAGGAUCAGUGGAUCCCUCUGGGCAAGCCCCAAACUGUGCAGAGAAGGCAGCAAGAAAAGCAUGUGGUCAGUGGCGUAAUUGUUACCCGAGACCGGGCCACAUGUUAUUUGACUGUGACUGAUCAUAAGGAGGGCACCACCCUGAUGGUGGAGUGCACCCGAUUUGACCACAAGUUUUCCUGUAUCUUUGCUGGCAAUCCAAAGUCCUGUAUAUCAUGUUUUCGAAGUGAUAUAAUCUACUGGAGACAAAUUGCCCAGAACUUGCACUGGCAAAACAACAUCUGUGAGGACACCAAGAUGGUCCUGAGGACCAGGGUGUGCGGUUGGAGGUUUCCAGAAUCCAAUUUGAAGCUGGUGUACUCCUCUCUGAUCCACGAUCCCAGCUAUGCUAAUAUUGAAUUCAACCCCUGGUGUCGUAUCUUUGUCAGAGGGGCCUCGGAUAAAAGUUCCAAGGAUGUCAAACACUACUAUCCCACGCAACAGAGCCAAACCAUACCUCCUCUCCCUACCAAGGAGAUCCAACUCCCAGAGACCACUCCCACAGUGCCCAUUUUGAAUGAAGAGACCACCACUGAGCAUUUGGUUGUGGAAAAGAGCACCACUACACAGCAGGCCACGAUUAGAGAGACCACCCUAGAACAGACCACCCCCACACAGCAGUUGGUUAUGAAAGGGGCCAUCACUACACAGCCAACCACAACCACAGAGACCACCCUGGAACAAACCACCCCCACACAGAGGUUGGUUGUGAAAGAGACCACCACGACAGAGAGGACCACGACCACAGAGACCACCCCGGAACAGACCACCCCCACAGAACGUUUGAUUGUGGAAGAGACCACCACAACAGAGCAGACCACAACCACGGAGACCACCCCAGAACAGACCACCCCCACAGAGCGGUUGGUUGUGGAAGAGACCACCACUACACAGCAGACAACAACCACAGAGACCACCCCAGAACAGACGACCCCCACAGAAUCCUUCUACACCAAAGAGGUUACCACCACCAUUCCAGUAAAGAUAGAAACCACGACCACCACCACAACUAAUCAUAAGGAUGACUCUAGCAUCAAAAUUAAGCAGAAGACAAUUCAGGAUACCUACAAGAAUAUAGACCAGAAGACAGUCUUGCAGAUGGACCUGGAUACAUUUGAGCAGCCAGACCUGGAUACAUUCCCGCAGACGGGCCUGGAUACAUUCCCGCAGAUGGACCUGGAUACAUUUGAGAUGCCUGCCCUGGGUACAUUCCAGCAGCCAGACCUGGAUACAUUUGAGCAGCCAGACCUGGGUGCAUUCCAGCCGCCAGACCUGGGUGCAUUCCAGCAGCCAGACCUGGAUACAUUUGAGCAGCCAGACCUGGGUGCAUUCCAGCAGCCAGACCUGGGUACAUUUGAGCAGCCAGACCUGGGUGCAUUCCAGCAGCCAGACCUGGAUACAUUCCAGCAGACAGACCUGGAUACAUUCCAGCAGACGGACCUGGAUACAUUCCAGCAGAUGGACCCGGAUACAUUCCAGCAGACAUACUAGGGUACAAUGAGAAGACAGCACAGCAGGAUAGCCCAGCAGAUGUAUCUGGUCACUGUCCAGCAUAUGGCCCCGAAUUACUGUGAGGAGUAAGAGCACCUUUGGCAAAAUCUUAGUCAUUGCAUUACAAAUAAUUGUCAUGAGUCAAAAGCAGAUGGAGUCAGUUAAGAAAUGUCAUGUCACUAGUCCCUCUGUAUGCUGCAAAGCUCUCCAAGUUCCCCAUAAAAUAAUGAAGUUUUGUGCUAUGAGAGUACAGUGGAAUAUUUAGAUUUUUGUGUGUAUGUGUGUUUUAAAAUUUCCUUUAUAUUCACUUGUGAUGUGAGUUUCAGAGGCUGUUUACCACAGGGUAUAUAUAAUUCCAUGGCCUACAAAGCUAUGUGUAUAUGCCCAGUGAGGACCUGUCUUUGAAGUGAAUGAGCCAAAUGAUGAUUUCAGGGUGAUGUUAUUUCUGUCAAAGUAGCAAAGAUAAUAAAG